AUGAGUGUAUUUUUGACAGGCAUGGUGCGCUGCGAUACGGCUGUGGGAACCCCCGACUACAUAUCGCCCGAAGUUCUGAAGUCGCAAGGGGGUGAUGGUUACUAUGGACGGGAAUGCGACUGGUGGUCUGUAGGAGUUUUCCUCUUUGAGAUGCUAGUUGGCGAUACUCCUUUUUAUGCAGACUCAUUAGUAGGAACAUACAGUAAAAUUAUGGAUCAUAAGAACUCAUUACAUUUCCCAGAUGAUGUGGAAAUCUCUAAGCAUGCGAAGAACCUUAUCUGUGCCUUUUUAACUGACAGGGAUGUGCGACUUGGGAGGAAUGGGGUAGAAGAAAUAAAGCAUCACCCUUUCUUCAAGAGUGAUCAGUGGAAUUGGGACAACAUUCGAGAGACUGCUGCUCCUGUUGUUCCUGAGCUUAGCAGUGAUAUAGAUAGCAGUAAUUUCGAUGACAUUGAGGAUGACAAGGGAGACGUGGAAACCUUUCCAAUCCCCAAAGCCUUCGUGGGAAACCAGCUGCCUUUUAUAGGAUUUACCUACUAUAGAGACAAUUUGUUGCUAAGUGACUCCUCUCAGUCUUGCAGAGAAAAUGAAUCUGUGCAAUCUAGUAAAAAUGAGGACAGCAAGGAGUUUCAGAAAAAACUAAGCAAGCUAGAAGAACAGCUCAGUAACGAAUUACAAGCCAAAGAUGAACUAGAACAGAAGUACAGGUCUACUAAUACUCGUUUAGAGAAGAUAGUAAAAGAGCUAGAUGAAGAGAUAACUUCAAGGAAGAAUGUAGAAUCUGCAGUCAGACAGUUAGAAAGAGAGAAGGCUCUUCUUCAGCAUAAGAAUACAGAAUACCAGAGAAAAGCAGAACAUGAAGCAGAUAAGAAACGCAAUUUGGAAAAUGAGGUUAACAGUUUGAAAGACCAACUUGAAGAUUUAAAAAAGAGGAAUCAAAACUCUCAAAUAUCCAAUGAGAAAAUCAAUCAACUACAAAGACAGUUGGAUGAAGCCAAUUCUUUGCUACGGUCAGAGUCUGAUACUGCAGCCAGGUUAAGAAAGAACCAGACAGAAAGCACGAAGCAAAUCCAGCAGCUGGAAGCUAAUAAUAGAGAACUACAAGAUAAGAACUGCCUGCUAGAGAAUGCGAAACUCAAACUGGAGAAGGACUUUCUCAAUCUUCAGUCAGCUCUAGAAUCAGAAAGGAGAGAUAGAAGUCAUGGAUCAGAGAUUAUCAGUGAUUUACAAGGUCGAAUAUCUAGCCUCGAAGAAGAAGUAAAAAAUGGGAAGAGUGCAUUAGCCAAACUGGAAAUGGAGAAGAGACAACUGCAGGAAAAACUCACAGAUUUAGAGAAGGAAAAGAGCAACAUGGAAAUAGAUAUGACAUAUAAAUUCAAAGUUAUGCAACAGAACCUUGAACAAGAAGAAGCUGAACAUAAAGCCACAAAAGCACGAUUAGCAGAUAAAAAUAAGAUCUAUGAAUCUAUAGAGGAAGCAAAAUCUGAAGCCAUGAAAGAAAUGGAGAAGAAACUUUUGGAAGAGAGAGCUUUAAAGCAAAAAGUAGAAAAUCGGUUGUUAGAAGCUGAAAAGCAGCGCUCCAUGUUGGACUGUGAUCUCAAACAAUCGCAACAGAAAAUCAAUGAGCUCCUUAGACAAAAGGAUAUACUAAAUGAAGAUGUAAAAAACCUGACAUUAAAAAUAGAGCAAGAAACGCAAAAGCGCUGUCUCACUCAAAAUGACCUCAAGAUGCAAACGCAACAGGUCAACACCUUGAAAAUGUCAGAGAAGCAGUUAAAGCAGGAGAAUAACCAUCUUCAGGAAAUCAAAUUAAGUCUGGAAAAACAAAAUAACGAACUCCGCAAGGAACGUCAAGAUGCAGAUGGACAAAUGAAAGAGCUUCAAGACCAACUUGAAGCUGAGCAGUAUUUCUCGACUCUUUACAAGACGCAAGUUCGAGAACUUAAAGAAGAAUGUGAGGAAAAGACAAAACUUUGUAAAGAAAUGCAGCAAAAGAUACAAGAGUUACAGGAUCAGAGAGAUUCCUUGGCUGCUCAGCUAGAGAUUACUUUGACAAAAGCAGAUUCAGAACAACUUGCACGUUCCAUCGCUGAAGAACAGUACUCUGAUUUGGAAAAAGAGAAGAUUAUGAAAGAGCUGGAGAUUAAAGAGAUGAUGGCUAGGCAUAAACAGGAACUUACUGAGAAAGAUGCCACCAUAGCCUCUUUGGAGGAAGCAAAUAGGACACUAACUAGUGAUGUGGCUAAUCUUGCUAAUGAGAAAGAAGAACUAAACAAUAAACUGAAGGAAGUACAAGAACAAAUUACAAAGCUAAAAGAAGAAGAAGCAAAUAUAGGAAAUAUUAAAGCACAGUUUGAGAAACAGUUGUUGAAUGAAAGAACACUGAAAACCCAGGCUGUGAAUAAAUUGGCUGAGAUCAUGAAUCGGAAGGGUCCAGUCAAACGUGGAGCUGACACUGAUGUACGGCGGAAGGAGAAGGAAAAUAGGAAACUGCAUAUGGAACUGAAGUCUGAACGAGAAAAGUUAACCCAAAUGAUGAUCAAGUAUCAGAAGGAAAUCAACGAAAUGCAGGCACAAAUAGCAGAAGAGAGUCAGAUACGGAUUGAGCUGCAGAUGACUCUGGACAGCAAAGACAGUGACAUUGAACAGCUUCGGUCACAGCUACAGUCAUUACACAUUGGUCUAGACAACAGUAGCAUAGGCAGUGGACCUGGAGAUGCUGAGGCAGAUGAUGGAUUCCCUGUCCAUAUCACUCAAUCCCACACUAUGGAAUCCAUGUCUUUUACCUACAAGCACUCUUCUACCUCUGUCAGUAUUGCCACUAAGCCUUCCAGUUCUCGCAUGCUUCUCGAUUCUGAUUCUGACUCAGAGGAAGAACCUUUGUCUUGUUCCCACAGCCCUACAGAAGUUGAUAGCACAGAAUCAAGAUUGGAAGGCUGGCUAUCACUGCCUGUUAGAAAUAACACUAAAAAAUUUGGAUGGGUUAAAAAGUACGUAAUUGUGAGCAGUAAGAAGAUCCUGUUCUAUGACAGUGAACAAGAUAAAGAACAAUCUAAUCCCUAUAUGGUAUUAGAUAUAGACAAACUCUUCCAUGUUCGACCAGUCACUCAGACUGAUGUGUACAGAGCAGACGCCAAGGAAAUUCCUAGGAUAUUCCAGAUUCUAUAUGCUAAUGAAGGAGAGAGCAAAAAGGAACAGGAAUUUCCCGUAGAGCCCAUGGGAGAGAAGUCAAAUUACAUUUGUCACAAAGGACAUGAGUUUAUACCCACACUUUAUCACUUUCCAACCAAUUGUGAAGCUUGUAUGAAGCCACUGUGGCAUAUGUUUAAACCUCCUCCUGCUCUAGAAUGUCGCCGUUGCCAUAUCAAAUGUCACAAAGAUCAUAUGGAUAAAAAAGAAGAGAUUAUAGCACCUUGCAAAGUGUACUAUGAUAUUUCAACGGCAAAGAAUCUACUACUGUUAGCUAAUUCUACGGAAGAACAGCAAAAAUGGGUGAGCCGACUGGUGAAAAAAAUACCCAAGAAGCCUCCAGCACCAGACCCCUUUGCUCGAUCUUCUCCCAGAACUUCCAUGAAGGUACAACCAAACCAGUCCAUCAGACGACCAAGUCGACAGCUUCCUCCAAACAAACCAAGCUAACUGCUUUCCGUGAAUGCAGACACAGUUCAAGGUGAUAAUUUUCUUCCCGUUACGGCAAGACUGAAACAUAUCCCAAAAUAUAUUAAAAAUAUAUAUUUUCCUGAGAGAUUGUGCUAUAUAUAUCAGAGGUUUACAUUUUUGCUGCAAUAUAAAUUACUAAUCUCUGAGGGUUUUCCUGUAUUCUCCUGAGUGACUGAUCAAAUGAGGAAUGGUUGGUAAAUAGUAAAAGGAUAUGUUAGGUAGCCUUUUAAACUCUGUUCCACAAAAGCUUCCUUGGCAAGACACAUACACUACAUUUCAUAAAAGAAUUGAGAGGAAUGAAUAUUAAAACGGAAGAAACUGACUUUCCAGCUUUCGUAAAGAUGCCACCAGCAUGUCUGCAAGAAGAACAGGAAGAAGAUCCACCACAGUGAUAUAGACUGCAUCUGUAAGAAGUGACCAUUAUACUGUGUAUAUAUAUUGUACUGUAAUACCGCAAGAGGGUUUUAAAAAUCUUUCCACUUUAUUUUUUUAUGCUUAUUAAUCAGAUACCGUUACUUAUUGCAGUUGCAACUAUGCACUUGUAUAAAGCCAUAAUGUUGAAGUUUAUAUCAUUCAUACACGUCUAUCAGAAGCUGCAUGUCAAUGUUCAGCAGCUAGUAUAAGUUUGAAGUGUAUACUAGUUUCAGCUACAUCAUCAUGGGCAGUCCUGUUUUACCCGUCUAAUUGCCUUAAUUUAAUUUUUUUCAAGUUUUUUGCCCAUUUUCUCUAUUUAAGGAAAAAAGAAGGUUUACCAGUUCUUAGGAUGCAAUUUUGCUUUGUGGCAGAAAAAAUAGUGCACUAUUUUUACACCUAGUAAGUAUAUCAAUGUCAGCAUAUUUUGAAUGUAUAUCGACUGGUUUUAAGGGUGGAGAAGUGUUGGUUACAGAUACACUGUCUGAUACCGUUGGAAUUACUAGACCGUUUGCUUGUAACUGCUCAUCCAGCCCUUUUUACAAACCUCAAUAUUAGUUAUUGACUUAUAUUAACCCUCAUUAAGUGCUAUGAAACUUCAUUUUGCCUUGUUUUUGCAUACUCUCCUAGAUGUGUUUUUUAUUUCUGGAAAAAAAAAAAAAAAAAAGAAUCUGUGACUAUUUUUACAUUUCGCAACACGAUAUCCAAGGACUGUCACAAACAUUAAGUAAAACAUACUGUAGAUGUAUUUUAAAAUUUUAAAUCUGGUUCUCUAGCACAUAGCUGUAGGUAUAGGUAAAUAUUUCAGUCGUGUGUUUUGAGAACUGAUAGCUGGGAAGAAAGGGCCUCUGAGGCACUUAAUCUGACUUUUUUUUUUUUUUUUUUAACUUGGAGUUGUACAAAAAUAUAAUUUAUGUGGGCUCAUUCAUGAUGUGUUCAUAAUUGUCCCAGAAAAUGCAUGUUUUAUACAACUACAGUAUGCAAAGUUAAACAUAUUGACAGUAAAAAAUGUAGUCUCCUAUUUGGUCUCUUUAUAUAUAUAAAUAUAU
Antrostomus carolinensis (chuck-will's-widow) is the source of this 5120-nucleotide messenger RNA. RefSeq names its product Rho associated coiled-coil containing protein kinase 2 (gene ROCK2). Gene Ontology annotation, cellular component: cytoskeleton; cytoplasm; centrosome. Gene Ontology annotation, biological process: Rho protein signal transduction; actomyosin structure organization; smooth muscle contraction. NCBI's taxonomy places the organism in Eukaryota, Metazoa, Chordata, Aves, Caprimulgiformes, Caprimulgidae. Bases 1 to 3639 code for a protein of 1212 amino acids. The record is from RefSeq and is a predicted model, not a curated record. The transcript has 30 exons. Gene Ontology annotation, molecular function: ATP binding; small GTPase binding; Rho-dependent protein serine/threonine kinase activity.